Salvia hispanica is the source of this 1355-nucleotide messenger RNA. RefSeq names its product WAT1-related protein At4g30420-like. Lineage: Eukaryota; Viridiplantae; Streptophyta; Magnoliopsida; Lamiales; Lamiaceae. Gene Ontology annotation, cellular component: membrane. Gene Ontology annotation, molecular function: transmembrane transporter activity. The record is from RefSeq and is a predicted model, not a curated record.
UCUACUAUAUAUAAAUGAUGGUGAGUAGUUGAUAUUAUUAGGACAUAGCAAAAAUGGGUUUGGAGAAUUAUAAGCCCAUAAUAGUUAUGGUAGGAUGUCAGUUUCUGUAUGCAGGAGUUACUCUUAGUGGAAGAGCAGCUCUUUUGCAGGAUUUUAGCUCUCGAGUUUUUGUUGUUUACAGACAAUUCACUGCUUUCUUGCUUAUUGCUCCUUUUGCCUUUUUCUCAAGGCGAGGAACAAAUUCGUGUGCUAUGAACUGGAAGAGCUUCUUCUUGAUAUCUUUGCUUUCUUUGAUUGGUGUGACAAUUAACCAGAAUGUAUAUUUCGAGGGAUUGUACUUAGCCUCAUCCUCAGCAGCUAGCGCUUUGUGCAAUUUGGUUCCUGCCAUAACCUUUACUAUAGCUUAUUUCUUGGGGUUGGAAAAAAUAGAUCUUGGAAACGUGAGAAGUUUGGGUAAGAUUAUGGGAACAUGUCUAUGUGUAAGUGGCGCUGUUAUAAUGGCAGUAUUAAAAGGUUCAAAAUUGUUGAACAUGGAGUUGUUGCCAAGAAAUUCAAUUGUGUUGCACCUAGUUGGAGAAGAAGACAGAUGGUUGAUAGGCUGCCUAUUUCUUCUUGCAAGCACAACUUGCUGGUCCAUUUGGCUCAUAUUGCAGGUGCAUGUAACAUCUUACUACCCGGACCAUCUCUCAUUAACGGCAUGGAUGUGCUUAAUCGCAGCCGUCCAAUCCGCCAUCUUGACAUUCAUCAUCGAGCCCGAUUUGAACACGUGGAAACUCACCUCCUCUUUGCAACUUUUUAGCUGCUUCUACGCAGGUGUGGUGUCAGCAUUGACAUUUUUUGGUCAAGCAUGGUGCAUAGGCAGGAGAGGGCCCCUCUUUUCAGCCAUGUUCAAUCCUCUUUGUACAGUCAUAGUCACAAUCUUUGCCUGCAUUUUCAUGCAUGAAGAGUUGUACAUGGGAAGCCUGACUGGUGGAUUGGCGGUGAUAAUUGGAUUAUAUGUGGUGCUAUGGGGCAAAGCAAAAGACCAUGAACAAAUCAAGGAAGAAGAUACUAAAAAGCAAAAUAAUGUUAAUGGUCAAAAUGAGGCCAUCCAUAGUGACGACUUGGAGCAGCCCCUUUUGUGUGAUCAUUGAGGAAAUCUUGCUACUAUAAUUUUAUUGGUUUUAAUAAUUAGAUGCUCUGUGAUAAUAAUAACAAUUCAUUCUAGAAUGAUAUCUAGACAAAAUUAUUAUACAGAAGAAAGUGAUGAUCACUAGUGUACUCGUAUUGUUUUUUAAUAUUACUUCUCUCAUUAUGUUCUAAUUGGAACAUGAUAUAUAGUAGUAACUAAUAAAUGGACCAUGUAUUCAUAGUUA